Messenger RNA from Stomoxys calcitrans (stable fly), 2606 nucleotides. RefSeq names its product scaffold protein salvador (gene sav). The transcript has 3 exons. Gene Ontology annotation, molecular function: molecular adaptor activity; protein binding. Gene Ontology annotation, biological process: apoptotic process; hippo signaling; regulation of cell population proliferation. The record is from RefSeq and is a predicted model, not a curated record. Lineage: Eukaryota; Metazoa; Arthropoda; Insecta; Diptera; Muscidae. The coding region runs from base 296 to 2239 and encodes 647 amino acids.
AACAGCUGUUCAUUCGAUCAUUUUAUUUUUUGGGUUUUAUUUUUAAUUUUAUGUCGUGAAAUCGAAAAAUCUUUUGUUAAAUGCUUUGUGUAGCAAGUGAUGUUAUUUUUAUACCCAUAAUACCGAUCAAGAGAAGUGCCUGACGAGAAGAAAGGGAAAUUUCACUCGACAAAGAUAGUUUUUAAUUUGCCCUUCCGUCGCAUCAUUUUUGUUAUUUUGGAACUCAUCUCAUUUUUUUUGGCAACUAUUGUCCAUUGGAUUUAUUUUCUCUGCGACUUCCAUCACUGGAUGUUGCAUGAACUACUUAACAAUUUUGCUGUGUAAUCGAAAGCCGAUGCUCUCUCGCCGAAACAAAGAUAAGACAGCAGCAGCACACAAAGAGGGCGUUGUAGGGAAGUAUGUGAAAAAGGACACGCCUCCCGAAAUACCGGUCAUAAAUGUGUGGUCUUUCGAUGAGAGAACGAAGCAAAAAUCGAAAACCUUACAACGUUGUGCUUCGGCGUCGCCCAGCUGUGAUGGUGGGGUGGGAGGUACGCUCUCGGGGCGCGGGCGUUCCGGUAGCGUAAGCAGAAACACCUAUACGGACACCCAGCCCGACUACUAUCAUGCUAGGAGGGCAAAGUCCCAGUUGCCUCCAUCGACCAAUUCGAUGCGUUCCACCUUGCCCCAACAGUCGCCUCAACCGAUGCAAGCCACGCGCCUGCAUCAUAACAUGCAUCACCAGCAACAAUACCAACAUGCGCCCGUUGUUGCCUCUCAUUCGUAUUACUCUACGAACAGUUUGGACAUGCCAAGCGGUCACAAUAACUUUGUGAACAAUAACAAUAGUAAUUAUGUUAAUAUCGAGCAAAUUGAUCGAAUGCGAUCCUCCUCUCCGCUUCAGCACUCACAGUCGAGUUACUUUCAACGCAGCUAUUCGUCCAAUCAAAAACAUGCCAACUCUUUUGAUGGGCACGCCAAUAUGAUGCGUGACCGUUUAGAUUCUUUCCAAUCGAACAUGUUACAGUUGCCGCGUGGUGUUACGCCCAGACCUCAUACACCUCCACACCACUAUCAACAUCAGCAACAAACGCAACAGCAACAGCAACAUCAGCAGCAGCAACAGCAGCCUCAUCAUCCGCCUUUGGCCCAGAGCUACUCAUCGGAGUCAUAUCCGAUCUAUGAGAAUCCCUAUAGGGUUUCGAACUCUUUAGUGCCUCCUGUUCAUGCUAUGUCGCAAAUGUCAUUGUCUACGCAUGGAAAUCGUUCCGAGUCUCCCAUAUACAGUAACACCACCUCAAUGGCCAGUAAUAUUAAUUAUACGCAUCAAAGCAAUCAUCAAAUUCCGCAUCAUCAAACUUCGCAACACCUCUCUCCCACCUCAAGCAGUCACAGCCACAACCAAAUGAUGUCUUCAUAUGAUCUCAGUACUAGCUCUCGUGCCACACCCCAUAAACAUAACCUUGCCCAAGCGAAUUCAUCAUCAUCAAUGCAGUCAUUGUAUCAGAACACCGCAAAUAACAAUCAUAAUUCAUCGAGCACACCAACGUCACAGCAGCUACACAAGCAUCCUUCGCAACAAUCUCUGGAUGAAGAACUGCCAUUGCCUCCCGGUUGGGCUACACACUACACGUUGCACGGGCGAAAAUAUUAUGUAGACCAUAAUGCCCAUACAACACAUUGGUCCCAUCCACUUGAACGUGAGGGUCUGCCUGUAGGUUGGCGCACCGUUGUUUCCAAGGUGCACGGUACUUACUAUGAAAAUCAAUACACAGGCCAAUGCCAACGGCAGCACCCCUGUCUUACAUCAUAUUAUGUGUACACCACAUCAGCGGAACCUCCAAAGGCUAUACGUCCUGAAACGUAUACACCACCAACACAUACUCAUAAUGCACUUGUUCCUGCAAACCCUUAUCUAUUGGAGGAGAUACCCAAAUGGCUGGUUGUUUACUCCGAAGCAGACUCGUCCAAAGACCAUAUGUUGCAGUUCAAUAUGUUUAGUCUUCAGGAAUUGGAGUGCUUUGAUGGCAUGUUGGUUCGUUUGUUCAAACAAGAGUUGGGUACUAUUGUUGGAUUUUAUGAGCGUUAUAGACGUGCUCUUAUUUUGGAAAAGAAUCGCCGGGAGGAACGUUAUUUGCAAGAAUUGCAUGCUGCCUCUGUAAAUGCCUCCAACAUAAAUCCCAAUCCGAAUGUUGCAAGCCACAACAAUGUCGUCAGCCAUCUUAGCCAACAGCAACAACAACAUCAACAACAGCUGUAAAAGAUUUUAUAUAUAUAAAUAUUUUUAAAUAGAUAAGACUUGAACCCCAGGUUCUUGGUGCCUUAACUUUUCGAAAGCAGAAGUUGAAAGACUCAGAACUGGAGCGAUUUUAAACAAUGCCACCGCAUACACAUCAAUCAACACAUCCUCGCUCACUUGCAGACUUCAUUAAUAUUUACCUUAAUAUUAUUUAUUUUAAUUUUUAGUUCAUUUUUUCUUACAACCUAUCGCUUAAGCUCUACAUUGAUUUUAAUUUAAUUUUUUUGUUAAAAAUAAACCUACAUAUAUUGCACCGAGUUUGCCUUAAACGAACAUGUCUUAAAUUUAUGUAAAUUAUACAUUUGUAUUGUUCGAUUAUUAUUAGUUC